AUGAGUCCCAUCUGCAUCAGGGGCGGGAAGGAACACGCUCCCUCGAACAACGACGUUAGCACAUACUUCGGUGACAUCAAGCAUAUCCAGUUUUCCCUGCCCUUUUCUAGCCGACCAUCUGCGUCUAUUAGGAUAUCGAUCCGGGCUUCCUCGGAACCCUCCCGGACGAUGGCGCUCCUCGGAUUGAUUGUCCUCGCCUUUGUGCUGGCUGUUAAUGCAAGCCUGAGUGCAAACUAUCCCGUGAAUGCCCAAUUACCCCCUGUGGCCCGAAAGUCCAAACCGUUCGAGUUUGUCUUCUCUGCGGGCACUUUCGGUGGCGCUGAUGCGAAUACGAAAUACUCACUGGAGGAUGCGCCAUCAUGGCUCAAUGUGGAGAGCAAAGGACGUAUCUUGUCUGGAACCCCUCAAUCGGAAGAUGUUGGAGAGAAGAAGUUCAAGCUCGUCGCAGAUGGUCCAUCUGGGUCUGCGAGCAUGGAAGUGACCUUGGUCGUGAGCCCAGAGGAUGGUCCAAAACCUGGAAAGCCAUUGCUACCGCAACUCGAAAAGUUCUGUCCUACUUCAGCACCCUCAACGAUCUUCGUACGCCCUGGUGACUCGUUCUCGCUAUCGUUCGACUCUGAAACAUUUGCCGACACAAGGAAUUCGACCGUGUAUUAUGGAACGUCCCCGGAAAAUUCGCCGUUGCCGUCCUGGGUUCGAUUUGAUCCUGUCGAUCUACGAUUUUCUGGAACAACACCGAAGGGUGGUCCGCAAAGCUUUACGUUCAACCUGAUCGCAUCUGACGUGCUUGGCUUCAGUGCUGUCACCUACACUUUCGAAAUGGCCGUCCGCCCGCAUAUACUUUCGUUCAAUGACACCCUACAAACAUUUAGUCUGAGCCGAGGCGGCGAAUUCAAGAGUCCUGCGUUCCAUGAGUACCUGACGUUGGAUGGCCGAAUCCCUACGGAGGAGGAUUUGACGGAUAUCUCCGUGGAGGGCCCUGACUGGCUCAGUCUGGAUAACAAGACGCUCAUAUUGAGCGGCACCUCGCCAUCGGACGCGAAGAACGAGAAUGUCACCAUUUCGAUUACGGAUGUCAAUGAAGACGUAGCCAAUAUGAUCGUCAGCCUGCAAUACUCAAAACUGUUUCUCGAUGGCGUUGCGGGGUGUGAUGCGACCAUCGGGGAGGAUUUCUCAUACACAUUUGACGAAUCGAUUUUGACUGACGACUCUGUUGGCCUUGAAGUGAAUUCAGACGAGCGGCUCCCCUCGUGGUUGCACUAUGAUGCGGGGAAGAAAAAGCUCCAUGGCUUUGUCCCGGAAGAUGCUAGUUCUCAGAAAUACACUGUCGACUUGACUGCUACCAAAGGAUUGACUAAGGAUACGCGGAAGUUUACCAUCGACGUUGCGGAAGCGGGCCAGCAUGAUCAUACAAAUACUGACAAAUCCGUGGAAUCCGGGAGCGCGACUGGCACUGGUGGUAAUAAUCACCAGAAAAAAGCCGGAACCAUUGCCAUUGCUGUUAUUAUUCCGUGCGUCUUUGUGGCUAGCGCCAUCUUACUCUUCUUCUGCUGGCGUCGCAAGCGCAAGGGAGGGUCCUCGCACGACGAUGAGGACUUUCAAUCGCAAAAGCCACCAGCAGGUCCAAAUCCUCAGCCAACAUUGCCCAAAUGCCAACCCUUUGAAGACACGAUUUCACAUUCCAUGCCUCCUCCAACCCAGAGCCCUCCUCCACCUUCACCGCCACCGAAAUUGGAGCUGAAGCCAUUUUUUAAUGCAACCACGUUCGAGAAGACAGAUACCUUUGUAACAGAAAAACCGGCUGAGGACGCAACAGCGGACAAGGAGAAUGUCCUGCCACGAUCAACUGUCGGAUGGGAUUUUUCGUCAUUACACGAGCGGCCUGAACAGGGGCAAGAGCCUGAAGACGUGCUGACUCAAGACAAGCGCCGUUCAUUGCAUGCAAGUCUCUCAGUUCAGCGACAGACGAGUCAGUCUAAGAGACGGGAGCCACUCAAGCCCAUCCAAGGCAGGCGAUCGCUAAAACGCAAUUCAGCGGCCUCAUCACGUUCAAAGCGCCUCUCGAAGCGAUCUAGUGGGCUUUCCUCUGUGGCUUCGGGCCUUCCGGUCCGUCUUAGUGGCGCGGGCCAUGGGGCAGGCAGUUUUGGUCCCGCUGGUCGCGGAUCGUGGCAGAACACGUACCCUUCCAUGCAGAGUGAUGAGAGCGGGAUGGGCAAUCUAGCCCCGUUGUUCCCACGACCUCCACCGCGGGCGCGGGAGAGCAUCGAGUAUGCCAGACGGGCAAGCAUGCGCGCGCUAGCGCGAGAGAAUUCGACCAUUUCGGAGUCUGAUUCGCUGGAGGCGUUUGUCCACACUCGCGCGAAGAGUAGGAACUCGACGAACCCAAUGUUCUCGGGGCAGAGCAACCGACGAACGUCCUCAGGAUUCCGGGCAUUAGAACGAAAGCGGAGCACCCUUAGUCGGGCUGAUACAGAAUCAACCGGAAACUUCAGCACCUACGAUCAGCGCCAGUCGCUGCAAGAACGUCCGUACUCGAUGGCGAGGUCCGCCUCGAUCUAUACGAAUGAUAACCGGCAGUCGGCAUACCUACCACCUGCAUCACGCAUGUCGUACAUGCAAGCGUCACCGGCAGCCUAUCCGAGCCAGUCAAGCCUGGCGCAGAACUACCGUGACGUGCUCUCACCGCUCCCACACUUCAUGUCAGAAGCAAGCUUGGCUCAAGGUGGUCGACGACUCGAGGAUGUGGAGGAACAUGAUAGCAUGGUGAACAGUGAAUUACAAUACGGCGGGGGUCAUUAUGGGGAGCAACGACCACCGGCACUGCACCGGCUGUCUUCUUCCUGCUACGAUUGCCGGCGGAUGAGCACAUACACGAAUGAGGAAGAGUUGCCACGGGGUCGAUUUCAGAGAAGCCCAUCAUUGCCGCUGGAUGACCCCCGUGGGCGGCGGAUGAGUAGCCUGUGGUCAGCAGGGGUGGGCAACGAGAAUGAGCCGAGGGGCAUGUCAAGUGAACAAACGUGGCAGACAUUGAGCAUGGAAGACAGCCACGACUUUCCGCGUGACCGGACAGGAAGUUCAUUUGGGGCGUUUUUGUAG
Aspergillus chevalieri is the source of this 3096-nucleotide messenger RNA. Its product is annotated as putative transmembrane glycoprotein. The coding region runs from base 1 to 3096 and encodes 1031 amino acids. The transcript has 2 exons. Gene Ontology annotation, cellular component: membrane. NCBI's taxonomy places the organism in Eukaryota, Fungi, Ascomycota, Eurotiomycetes, Eurotiales, Aspergillaceae. Gene Ontology annotation, molecular function: calcium ion binding. The record is from RefSeq and is a predicted model, not a curated record.